Messenger RNA from Lottia gigantea (owl limpet), 933 nucleotides. RefSeq lists its product as hypothetical. The record is from RefSeq and is a predicted model, not a curated record. The transcript is spliced from 2 exons. NCBI's taxonomy places the organism in Eukaryota, Metazoa, Mollusca, Gastropoda, Lottiidae. Bases 1 to 933 code for a protein of 310 amino acids.
AUGGCUGCAGACGAAAAGUGGCCCGAGUUUGACGAUAUGUCACAGAAAAAUAAACGUAAACAUGCUGCUAUGACAGCAGAAGUUGUUCCAAUACCAUCAACAGCAUUGGUUGGUUUUAAAUCGAGUUCCUCAGAAGAGGAUAGCAGUGAGAAGGGAGAGAAUGAUGAGAAGAAAAUCAAAUUAGCAGAAAAAGAACAUAUGCCAAGGGAAAGUAAGACUCCAGAAGAAAUUAAUAAGUUUAUGGAAGAGACAUUUGAUGUUCGUAGAUCUUUUAUUGAUGUGGAAAUGCCAGGUAUCCCCUCAGUUAUAGAAACUUAUCCAUAUUUAUUUACCAGCAAACAGAUGUUGUCUGAAUUUCAGCGAAUUACCAAAGUUGAUUUGGAUCACACUAUACAAGAAUAUUGUGUCAAAUAUGCCCUUGGUAUCAUCGAGUCUGCCAAAUCUUUACCUAAAGCAACCCCAAUAUUUAAACAGGCAGAUGCUGCCAAGCAGGACAAUAUCGCUUUACGUCAAUAUUGGGAAAUGGUCACAGCUCUCUGUUUAUUGCCAUUAGUUUUCAAUGAGGAUGUAACGGAAAUGAUUAGAGAAAUAAAGGAGGAUGAAGAAGUUGAUACACAAGGUCAAGUUGUUCCCAUUCUUAUUUCAAAAGGAAGUAUUUUUAAAAGUGAUGAGUUCUUUUUAGUUGCCGAGGAGACAAUAUUACAAGAAUUUGAGGAGUUCACGAUGGCAUUUGCGACCUUGUUUGCUUCGUACUGGGUGUUUAACAUGCAGUUUCCACACAAUUUAUAUAACACAUACAAUUUUGUCCAGAAAGCCAUUCUCCAUGUGCGUGAUGGUACACCUAUUCCCCCUCAAUGUAAACAACUACAACAAAAAUUACAGACAUGGGCCAGAAGACAUGGCGACACACCAACCAGAGGAAGACAGGUCUGA